AUGUCUUUUCCGUCUGGACACUCUUCUAUUUCCAUGUAUGGCAUGCUGUUCUUGGCGGUAAGUUAAUUAUAGCAACGUACGCUUACCAGUUUCAUAUUUUCGACAGUGAACUGGAACUAGUUUGAAGACAAGGCAACCGAGUAGGGUUAUAAACAAGCCUCGACUACACGCUAUUGCCAGUUUAUUGCCGAGCCAACUAUAUUGGAACCAUAGUGAACAGGAGGGGAGAAAACUGACUGAAAGUUUCUGCGAACAUCUCCAAGACAUAAAAAUAAUUUCCAAAGAACCAUCAAAACUAUUCCUUUAUCCAGAUCAUUUUAACACAGGGAAAUCUGUGGUCUCUCCCUAGAUUCACGUUUUUUAGAAAAGGCAGAAAACCGUAGGAAUUUCAAUGGAACAAAACUGGUCUGAGUUGCAGACGUCAAAAGGGGAUGGACAAUAAGGGAAAACUAGGAGAGGGGAAUUUACUGUCUCUUUCGCCAUUGAGCGCUUUUCUUCUGUUUUUUUCUCCGCCCCACCCGGGGAAAAAAAACGCGGACAGUUGACUUUCCGAUUUCUUUUUUCGUAUUAGGAAGUUUAGCCGAGCCUUAGGGAUGUCCUAGUUGCCUAACAAAGGAAAGUUGGAAAAAAAUAAAUAAUAAUAAUAAUAAUUUACUAUUAUUAUUUUUUUGUAUGUUCCUAAAAUGAACCGUCGAUCUUUAUCUCCCUAGUUGUAUCUUCAAGCUGCUGUGAGGACAGAAACCACAUUACUCAAGCCGUUGCUGCAGGUCGUUUCUGUCUCGUUGUCUCUGUUCGUUGGCUGGAGCCGAAUUGCUGAUAACAAGCAUUUUUUAACCGAUGUUCUGGCUGGAUUUGUACUUGGAGCCAUUUUUGCAUGGUUUGUGGUGAGUCUGGCCCUGUAUUUGCUGUAAUCAAACCUGCUUCUACAACCUUCCCGCACUGCCUCGUUUGCUGCAAGUUUUGCUCACGCGUCCCAGAACUUGACUGUCUUUUCUGAAGUAUUUAUUUCUCAUCUGAUACUUUCGUUCCUCUGAAAACUGCUCUUUUUCGAGAUAGAGAGAAACCCCGAGAGAGAUGCCUAACGAGCAGAAGUUUUUCUCUUUUAUGACUUUUUACGCUAACGAAGUCGUUUGCGUCGUUUGUCAGUCGCGUAUGGGCAGAGAGAAAAAAAAAACGUGACGAGCACUCCGCGGCGCAGGACGCUUUCCCUCUGUGUCAGAUCUCUUUGGGAUCUGGAAUUGAUUUCGUGACCCAGCGAAUAUGUAAGAGAAUAAAGAAUGGAUUUUUAUCUUUCAUUGCAGGCUUUCGAGAUCCUGAAGCUUUUUGCUAUUCGAAUUCGCAAGCCAAAAGUGUACACACUGUUGCCGCAACAACAGCGAACGUCUGCCUCAGAUGAAUGA
Porites evermanni is the source of this 1400-nucleotide messenger RNA. The record is from the annotation of a GenBank genome assembly. Lineage: Eukaryota; Metazoa; Cnidaria; Anthozoa; Scleractinia; Poritidae.